Molecule: messenger RNA, 2064 nt
Organism: Ogataea philodendri
Lineage: Eukaryota; Fungi; Ascomycota; Pichiomycetes; Pichiales; Pichiaceae
Exons: 3
Coding region: 1-2064 (687 amino acids)
Source: RefSeq, a predicted model, not a curated record
AUGAGUUCGCCUCCAUCUUCUCCUAAUCAGCAGCACGAGCUCAAGCCGCCGAUUAGACGCGGUCACCGGCACCGUCGUUCCGCAGCGAUAUCGGGCGACUUUGAUGUUCAGGAGUUUGGACUUUUACCGCCUGUGCUGGGGAAACCGGUUCCUGGCUCCUCGUCCAGCUCACUGGCUGUGUCUUUGAGCGGCUCUCCUGUGAAGAGCCCGCACUCUCAGUCGUUGAACGACGAUGCGCUUUUCACCAACAGACCGAAAAUUCCUCUCAACACCACACCAUCUUCCGUACACAGCGAUAAAUUUUCCGGGGGUGACGAGUCAAAAACAAGGUACUUUAUCACCGAGGACACGACAUUCGAGUCCGGCUCGGGCCUACCAAGAGCUCUGAUCGACCUGGACGACGUGUUCACUGGCUCGCGUCAGCCUGCUAAAAAAAGCACCAGAACCAUGUCUGCCCCGGAGCUGGAAAGCUUCCAUAUACCCAAACACUCUUUGUUGCACUCGCCGACGAAAAAUGAUGUGGCAAUCGCAGAGGGCAUCACGGAGGAGGACAUCGAGGACGGCGACCAACUGUUAUCCAAAGUCCCCUCAGAAACGUCCGAUUUGUCCUACUCGAAUUCCGCGAAAAACACCCCUCUAAUGGCCGGAAUCAUUAUGAACGAUAAUUGCUCCUCCAACUCGCUUAAUUCGCUAAGCUCCAGCAAUUCCCUCAAUACCGGCGGGGUUCUGCAAAAGAACAUGGCCAAUUUUAAUACCACAAGCAUCUCCAGCUUGCGUGGAAAAGUCAGAUACCAACUAUACUUCAACUCUCAACAGAAACUCAAUACCCAGGCAACCUCCACCCCGUCGAGCUCUGCCACCGCAGACUCCGACCGGUUUGGUCGCAGACCAAUCUUAAUGCCUCCCUCUUCUUGCUCGUCUCCUUCGUCUGCUUUGCGUGCAGCUUCCAAAUCCCGCUCGCCUGUGCGGAACUCCAAGCUUACCACGCCGCAGCAAAAAGGCCCGUUCCAGUUCGAGCCAAUCGUGUACGAGAUCCCCAAGUCGUUCCACAGAGACAGCGACUACUCCAAGUCGAUGUCCAUGUCGGAAAACUCCACUUCGUACGAGUCUCCGAGUGUCGAUGUCUCGAAACCGGAACCGUCGCCUAUACAACAACAUAAAGGGUCUCACACACGCAGCAGCUCGCUGUUCAGCGUUCUUUCCUCCAAGUUCCAUCAUCGACGCAAGUCGUCUGUGUUGUCGACUGCAAAUAAUGCUUCCAUCAUUGAGAAAACCACCGACGAGAUAUUCGGUCUGAGCGACCGCGGACAUGCCAACGACUCCACACUCCUUUUCGACGACCAAACGCUCACCGAAGAGGUGAUUGGUGAGCCCGGCCCGAUGGUCGAGGUCGUCGAGCCCAAACAGGCCCUGUCUAGUAUCCCGAAUCAUGCCCAUGUUAAUAAGCAUUCCAAGAGCAAAAGCACGAGCUUUGUCAAUUUCACUAGUUAUGAAUCCAAGAAAGCCAGCUCCAACAGUUAUAGCGGGGCCAGCCGGUUCUUUGGCUGGAUGAUGAAGUCCCGAAAGACGUUUUUGGAUCUGUUGGAUCGUUUGGUCUGUUUGCGUGGCCUCGUCGUCGUCCUUGCUGAGUCUGUAAACGCUCGUGAUCCAGCUGAUCAGGUUCACCAGCCGCGAAACCAGCUUUGGGAGCUCAAAGUUGGUGAAAAUGAGGCUCAGAUUAAGAACCAGCUCGUUCGCGUAGCCAAUCAGUUCCAAGCAGACUCCAUCUCGACCAUGCGGAUCAGCUUGUUCAACUUGACCAGCCGCACUAUCAGGUUCUUCAUGUUCAGAAGCACAAUAAUAAAGUACACUUUCGACAGGUUCUGCACCACCGACUCGAGCGACUUGAACUUGGUGGCAAACCGCGAGUUCUUGAUCACGUUCUGGAACAUGGUGAAGUUGUCAAACAGCGAAACAAGCGACUCUAGGCUGUCCAGCAACCCAGACUCGAACUUGUUGUAUCUAUCUAUCCAUUUCAAAGUGGUUCGCUGGUCGUACGUUACCAGCGGCCCUGAAACGGAAUGA